CGAAUCUUCCGAAUUUUUAUGUCGCCGUCACACGACGGCCUAAAGCCUACAUUUGUUCAGUCCCUUCUGUCUGGCGGUGCAGCAGGAACCGCGGUUGAUCUACUCUUCUUCCCAAUCGACACUAUCAAGACCCGCUUACAAUCAGUCCAAGGUUUCGCUCGUGCAGGAGGUUUCAAAGGCGUUUACAAAGGUGUUGGAAGUGUCGUUAUUGGAAGUGCACCCGGUGCAGCAGCGUUUUUCACCACUUAUGAUUUCCUCAAACACAACCUACCAACAACAAUCGUAUCCACAAAUCCGAAUGUCAGUGCACCAUUCAAUCAUAUGAUAGCAGCAUCCAUUGGUGAAGUCGCUGCAUGCCUUGUACGAGUACCCACCGAGGUCAUCAAAACUCGUGCCCAAACGGGUAGAUUCGGUGCCUCGAACCAUUCUUCGCUGUCAACAUUCAGGAUGACGAUCGCAAAAGAAGGCUUCAGUGGUCUUUACAGAGGUUUCGGGAUCACCUUGAUGCGGGAGAUCCCGUUCACUUCUCUCCAGUUUCCUUUGUAUGAAUUUCUCAAAUCCCGUCUUGCGGAUCACUUCAAUAGACCGACAAAUCAACCUCGACUCUACGCCCAUGAAGCAGCAAUCUGUGGUUCCAUUGGGGGAGGUUUUGCUGCUGCAGUCACCACACCCUUGGACGUACUGAAAACUAGAGUCAUGUUAGAUAUUCGAACCUCCGGCCAGGCGAGGCUCUCUCUGUACAGCCGACUGACCGGAAUAUACCAAAAAGAAGGGUUAAGCGCACUGUUCUCUGGCUUAGUACCGCGAACGAUGUGGAUAUCCGCAGGUGGGGCUGUCUUUCUUGGGGCCUAUGAGUGGGCAAUGGGUGGAUUGAUGACUUCUGGUAUCGGAAGUUAGGAAUGUGUUUGAAAGAGAUACUCGAGCCUAAAAUAUCUUUGAUCCAUCAUCACAGACAGAUUAUAAGCUAAUUCAAAUUGUU
Marasmius oreades (fairy-ring Marasmius) is the source of this 979-nucleotide messenger RNA. RefSeq lists its product as uncharacterized. The transcript is spliced from 5 exons. Lineage: Eukaryota; Fungi; Basidiomycota; Agaricomycetes; Agaricales; Marasmiaceae. Gene Ontology annotation, biological process: transmembrane transport. Gene Ontology annotation, molecular function: S-adenosyl-L-methionine transmembrane transporter activity. The record is from RefSeq and is a predicted model, not a curated record. The coding region runs from base 19 to 897 and encodes 292 amino acids. Gene Ontology annotation, cellular component: mitochondrial inner membrane.